AUGGAACAAUUGACAAAAGAAUCCAUUUUAAAGCUUUAUCAAGAAUUCCGGCAAGCACCAUCACAAUCAAUAUUUUCAGAUCAAUGUAUUUUAACAUAUGUAACAACAUGUAUACGUUUUUCUGGGAGUAAAAAUAUAUUAUUGCAACUUUCAGAAUAUCAAACUCAGAUUAAAUUAAAAGAAGAAGUAAUUAAUCUGCACGUAGCAGGAAACUCCAUAGUUUCAGAGGUGUUUCUGGAUAUUGAGUUUGUUAGUGGACCAGCAUGGCUCGUUCCAGGACUUGAAGACAAUUUUUAUAUUGACCGUAAAAUUCAACUUCCACACAUAUAUAUAAUAGAGUUUGAUGAGAAUGAAAAAAUAUCACAUAUUCGUGUUUUCUGGGAUCAAGCAACUAUCCUUAAGCAACUUGAAAUUUUUAGUAACCGCAGACAAGCUUUGCCUAUUAAACUUGGUAAAGAACAACAUCAUUUCAUGAAGAAUAAGGGUAUAAUUAUUAAUUGGAAUAUUAUGCAUUUUAUUUUUUUUAUUUCAAAUUUAUAUUUAUUAUUAAAGCAGGAAACGCCAAGGAUGCUGUCACUUUUUGAGCCAUAUGAAGAGCCAUCUAGAGAAUUUCAUCACAAUCCUGUUCGACCUCGUUCACCAACUAGGCCGAUUCAACGUCCAUACGAAGAUCUUUUUGUUGCAAAAGGCACUCCUAUUUCAGUUAAACCUCCUAAGGCAUGUCAAAAAAUUCAUAAUGUAUCAAACAUCAAUUCUAUUUUAUUUAAUGAAUAUGAAGAACCUAAUCAACAGAAAACUAAUGUUUUAAAAAAAAAUCCUAAAUUUACACAUUUUGAAUUUAGUACUCCUACAGAAAAAGAGCUUGAAGAGGAAAGGCUAGCAAUAUUAGCUAAGACAAAAAAAGGUGCAGCAUUGCGUGCUAUGUCACGUAAUUGGACUGAAUUUGAAAAUACACCUGUUACUCAACGCAAACAAGACGUUUCUAACCAAGUAUCGGAAAAUGCUGAACUUGAUAAGAAGAAGCAUGUUCUAUUAAAUGCUAAAUCUUAUCACGAAAACCAACUUCAUUUUUCAUUUUCUAACGAUAGCCCAACUGAAAAUCCACCUAUUCGCGUAACCCGAAAUGAAGCAUAUUGUCAGCCAAAAUAUUCUAUAUUUGACUAUUCACCUUCAGAACAAAAUCAAGAUCAAAAUACAAAUAUUGAAAAAGCAGAUACUAUUACUAGACUAGAACGAGAUAUGAAUGCGAAAUGGUCUUUUGGUGAUUAUUGA
Pneumocystis carinii B80 is the source of this 1272-nucleotide messenger RNA. RefSeq lists its product as hypothetical. Lineage: Eukaryota; Fungi; Ascomycota; Pneumocystomycetes; Pneumocystales; Pneumocystaceae. The transcript has 3 exons. The coding region runs from base 1 to 1272 and encodes 423 amino acids. The record is from RefSeq and is a predicted model, not a curated record.